Messenger RNA from Ceratitis capitata (Mediterranean fruit fly), 1818 nucleotides. It is a transcript of the gene key, whose product is annotated as NF-kappa-B essential modulator. Lineage: Eukaryota; Metazoa; Arthropoda; Insecta; Diptera; Tephritidae. Gene Ontology annotation, cellular component: cytoplasm; nucleus. The transcript is spliced from 8 exons. The record is from RefSeq and is a predicted model, not a curated record. Gene Ontology annotation, biological process: regulation of canonical NF-kappaB signal transduction. Gene Ontology annotation, molecular function: K63-linked polyubiquitin modification-dependent protein binding. The coding region runs from base 121 to 1677 and encodes 518 amino acids.
AGUUUAUUCGAUAUUCGAUAUUCGAUUUCGGACUUCGAAUAUUGCAACGGCUGUAGUCAUCUAUUUUUUAUUUAUAUUUUUGUGCAUUCUUUGGAUUAUACUUGUAAUCAACAGUACGAAAUGUCGGAUAACGAUUCUUUUGAAAUUUUGAGGACCGGCGAAUUUUCAUCAUUUUGUGUCAAGGAAAACGAACAAAGAAAUGAAAAAAGUUCGAUACAAACACCACUUGCAACAAACUUAAAUAAUGGAAAAGUCAAUUCCAUACGUUCUGCGUUGGCAUCGGCCAGUAAGCCACUAACAGAAAAAUCGGUUGAUUGCGACGUAUGGAAAAGAAGUGUUGAUGUAAAUGCUGCAACGCAAGCAUCUUUGAACUCAUUUCAAUAUGUUGAACCUGAUGUAUGGAAAAGAAGCACUACAACAACAGAGCAACUAACAAUUUCAAAUAACGAAGGUGAAUUGCAAAUGGAUAAUAUGGAUGUGCGUGAAGAAAAAAAUACUGGUGCCAUACCGAAAGUUAGUAUUGUUGAUGGGCAAAAAAGUCAAACUGAUUCAAAAGACAGUUUACAAAACAAUAUGGCAGUAAGUUAUAUAAUGGGUCAAGUACCAGCAGAUACACUAAAGGCAAGCAUCCAUUCACAAUUCCCGAGCGUUUCCUUGGAAGCUUGUGAAGAACUAACAACGGUUAUGAGUGAUUAUCUAAAAAUGAAAGACGUUCUCAUCUCUGUAAACAGCAAAAUGAGUUCUUGGCUUGAAAUGAAGAAACAAAUGCAGGCAAGCGUUGUAGAAAAUCGUCAGAAAAUGAAUCAGUGCCAGGAACAAAUAGCUACUCUACGAAAUGAAAACUUGAAAAUAAAACAAGAAUUGGAUACAAAAAUAGAACAAUUGCAAGCCAACGAGGCUGUACGAAAGCAAGAAAACGAGGAACUUAUAAAAAAAAUCUCAGAGAAAUCUGCCAUAAUCGCCAAUAUGCGUGCACAAAUCGAGAAGUUAGAACUACAGCAACUGUCUUCAUUUGAGGUGGUUUCUAAAUUUGGCCAAAAGGAGAAACAGUCGGAAAAAUCUGAAUAUGUUACACGCCACGAACAUGAACGCGUGAUCAAGGAUUUCGAGCGUAAUAUGUCACAAUUACUAGCGGAGAAGCUGGAAAUUUCAGAUAUGCAAAAACAAUAUAUCGAUGAAAUAAAUUGCCUUAAAGUUAACUUGACAGCAUCCGAAGAGAUGGUUAAUCAACUUCGCUCCGACAUAGCUUUACUCAAAGCUAAUGACAAAGAGAAAACCGAUCAAUUUGAAUUGUAUGCUUUACAACGAGAUGAAAUGCGUGAAGAACUUGGUAUACUUCGUCAGCAAGUAGAUGUCUAUAGUCGCGACUUUCAAUUGGAGCGUACAGCACGCGAAGAAAUGGCUGGUGAAAAGGUACAAUUACUAGACGAUUUGCGCUCAUUGCAACACAAAAAUCAAGCACUGAGCGAGCAGGUAGCAAAGCUGGAGGAGCACUUGGCAGUAAUUUCAAUGCAAACAAAUAGUCCAGUGGCGCCGUCAAGGAAUAUUGUGCCGCCACCAGCACCGGUACAGGCAGCAGCCGAACACAAAUGCCCAAUUUGCGCAAUAUCUUGUACAUCUUUAACAAGCUUACAAGAACAUGUUAAUCAGUGUUUGGACCGCAAUGUCCAUACAUAAGUCUAUAUGUAUUUGAUUUUUUUCUUAUAAAAGUUAUUAAUAUAAUAUGUGAAUACCUACUGUAUACAAACAUACAUACAAUUGAUUUUAAGUUCAGCAACAUACAAUAAAUAUUUAAUGGUUAAUUGAAUCUUAUGAAAC